AAAGAAAAACGGCAAACCCUAGAAAAGCCUCAACGGCCAUUCCUCAUGUCUGGCCUUUUUCCUGCCUACCGCUCGCUCCUUCCCUCUCUCCCUCCCUCUGUGUUUCGUGGAGACAAUGAAGACUAGUCAAAACUUCCUUCCCUGCGUGAAUUCGUUCGAGGGGAAGUAGGUUUCUCAAAUGGGUUGCUUUCUUGUUUGCUUUGGUUCUACAAAAGAUGGGAGGAAACAACGAAAACAGAGCCAGAACAAGUUUCAUCCCCAUGAUAAUGUAAGAACUGUAGAUUACAAACCUGUGCAAUCUGCUAUCUCUUCGAUACAGGGCACCUCCGAAAAUCCCAGCAUCAAACAGAUUUCACAAGUUCGGGAUGAGUCUGAAAAGGAGUUGAGCUUUAGGGCCAGAAAGAAAGUAACAUUUGACUCCAAUGUCAAGACCCAUGAACAUGUUACCUGCGGAGAAGCUCUGGACCUUUUAUUGCAAAAAAAACCAAGCCAAUCUAAGUCCUCUUUAGAAGAUAGUUUGAUCACAUCAAGCUCGGGAUCUUAUCCUCCAAAUUAUCGAUACCAGAAUUGCAGGGACAGCGAUGACGAGUAUGAAGAACUAGACUGUGAGGAUACUGAUCUUGACGAUGAUGAUGGUGGACUAGAGGAUGAUGGUUUAUAUGCAGAUGAUGAUGAAGGAAUUGUAAGAUCUAGGAAAACAAUUUCUGUGGCUCAUGUGUUUACUGAGGAGGCUGAUAGCACUAAGCCAAUAUGUGCUUUGCCUGAUGGGGAAAUGAAGCCAAUUGGGUCUAACCAGUAUGCUCGAGAUAGGAGUGCUUAUGUUCAUCCUGUUCUGAACCCAGUAGAAAAUCUUACUCAGUGGAAAGCUGUUAAAGCUAAAGGGGAUCCACAACUGAAGCCUCAGAAAGAGAAUUUUGUCUCAGAUAGAGAAACCCAGGUUUUGUCGGCUUCAGAGCCAAGUUUUAAUGGAUUAUCAUUCAGUUUUAAGUCAGAAACUGAUCAAUCUAAGAAGUUAAACAAGGAAAUAGCAGUUGAUGCUAGCCUUUCCAACUGGUUGGUUCCAUCUGAGAGUCCUGUCAAUAAGACUAGCAGAAACAAUCCUAGUAUUAUUUCGCCUGAGAAAAGCAUGUCACAAGGAUCAAGCUCAUCGAGGUGCCAAGAGGAUAGACCUAUUUUAGGAGCAUUAACUGUCGAAGAGCUUAAACAGUUUUCAGCUUCUUCUGCACCAAGGAAGUCUCCGAGUCGAAGCCCUGAUGAGAUUCCCAUAAUAGGCACUGUUGGGACCUACUGGAGUCGGGCUGUUCCUGCUAAGGAUUUUGGCUCUGCCUCGUCUCUUCCUUCAAAGAAAUACCAAACACGACCAGCAAGUAUGUAUAGCUACAUGUGAAGUAAGGCUUUUGGGAGUUUUGCAUUAGUUGUCAGUGUGUUAUGAUUAAAUUUAUGGGUAUUUAAAAUAUGAUUGGACAGAACUUUGAAUAGGGGCAUUGCUGAAUCUUACUCUUCUUGUAAUCCAGGCGUAUGUGAGACGAACUUGUGACCUUGUCUUCGAGUGUUGUUCUUUAGCAAAAAUGUUUUUCAAGGUCAAUUGGCCGUGUGACAUUUGUUUGCCGUUGUAAUUUCUUGGCGUUUGUUAAUGCAAUUCAAUUAAUUCUUUUGU
This is a messenger RNA of Juglans microcarpa x Juglans regia, 1657 nucleotides long. RefSeq lists its product as uncharacterized. The transcript is spliced from 4 exons. Gene Ontology annotation, biological process: male meiosis II. The record is from RefSeq and is a predicted model, not a curated record. Bases 179 to 1387 code for a protein of 402 amino acids. NCBI's taxonomy places the organism in Eukaryota, Viridiplantae, Streptophyta, Magnoliopsida, Fagales, Juglandaceae.